This is a messenger RNA of Apis laboriosa (Himalayan honeybee), 732 nucleotides long. RefSeq names its product transmembrane protein 17B-like. The record is from RefSeq and is a predicted model, not a curated record. The transcript has 4 exons. Bases 74 to 601 code for a protein of 175 amino acids. Gene Ontology annotation, cellular component: ciliary transition zone. Gene Ontology annotation, biological process: non-motile cilium assembly. Lineage: Eukaryota; Metazoa; Arthropoda; Insecta; Hymenoptera; Apidae.
UUUAUAUAUGAUAUUAUUUUUGUUAUGAUUAUUUUUAAACUGUUAUAACUAUGUUAAAAAAUUAGUUUUAAAAAUGGUGAAAUUUACCGAAACAAAUAUUAUUAAUGAAACAUCUUCCAACUUAAAGUAUUAUGAUUAUAAUAAAACAAGAUCUAACCUACCGUUUCAAAUAGCUUUAUAUUUGAAUUUAUGGCUUUUUCCAAUUUGGCUGAUAAUUAGUAUAAUAAACUUGGAUGCAAAAUACAAUAAUUUAACAAAUAUUUAUAAAUUGAUAGCUGUAACAAUAUUUUUGAUACUUUCAAUUUUUGAAAGUUUAAAAUUAUAUUUGGGAUAUGCAGGAAAUCUUAUUGGAAAGAUUCCAGAAUUAACUAGUUGUUGGUUAAUUUCAAUAUUGAUACAACUUCCUCUAGAGAUGUAUCUUUUAUUUGAUUAUUGGAUUUUAUUUCAUUAUAGUGAAAUAUUGGUCAAUUCCUUUAUGGUUUGCCUUCUUUUUAUUGAAAUUAUUACAGGUAUGAUUGCUUUAAAAAAUUUGGCAAAUCAUCAUGCUAAAGUAUUUUAUUUAAUGCAUUUAUACGGUGUACGUACAAAUGAUGGACGGUAAUUUAUCUUCUAAAAUAAUUUUAUAACUAUAUAGAACAAGUACAUUUACAAGUAAUUUUUAUAUUAAAAUACAAAUGUUUGAUUUUUUGUUUGGUAAAAAUUUCUAAUCAAUGCAAUACCUAAUACUAUUUA